Molecule: messenger RNA, 3689 nt
Organism: Leopardus geoffroyi (Geoffroy's cat)
Lineage: Eukaryota; Metazoa; Chordata; Mammalia; Carnivora; Felidae
Gene: PDE11A
Product: phosphodiesterase 11A
Exons: 20
Coding region: 348-3149 (933 amino acids)
Biological process (GO): signal transduction
Molecular function (GO): protein binding; 3',5'-cyclic-nucleotide phosphodiesterase activity
Source: RefSeq, a predicted model, not a curated record
CACAGUGGUCCACUCAUCCGGUUACAGCGGCAGCGGCAGCAGCAGCAGCCUGAGCACGAACAGCGAUAGCUCCGGGUUUCCAGACGGGAACUGUGGCCACGGCAACAGCUCAGUGGGGGGCACCUGUGCGAAGCAGGAGUAGCAGGGCGAGGGGGUGGGGUUCUUGCCAGCCACUCUCUGAGCCCGAAGGAAGGGGCACCUCCCAGCUGAGAUUCCAGUGCUCAGCAGAAUCUCUCACCGAACUGGGAAUACUGGUGGGGACAGACAUGUGCUGGACCAGCUAGAGGGCUGGGGUAGGUAAACAUUAGGUCCAAGCGUAGAGUGGCAGUGAAGCUGUGUCUGGGACCAUGACGGCCUCACACCUGGACUUUGGGGAAGUGGAAACUUUCCUGGACAGACACCCAGAGUUAUUUGAAGAUUACCUGAUGCGAAAGGGGAAGCAGGAGAUGGUGGAGAAGUGGCUGCAGAGACACAGUGAGAGUCAGGGGGCUGUAGGCCCGAGGCCCGCAGUGGCCAGCACCAACAGCUUGGCUCACAGCGGUGGCAGACGCAGCGGCAGUGUUGGUGGUGGCCCUGGACCAAAUAGCUCUGCCAACAGCCAGCCCACUCUGGGCGGCGGGGACUGUGGUGGGGUUCCCCUGAGUCCCAGCUGGGCCAGUGGCAGCGGGGGCGACGGGAACCUGCAGCGGAGAGCUUCUCAGAAAGAGCUAAGGAAGAGUUUUGCUCGCUCCAAGGCCAUCCACGUGAACAGGACCUACGAUGAACAGGUGACCUCCCGGGCCCAGGAGCCCCUGAGCAGUGUGCGGCGGAGGGCGCUUCUCCGGAAGGCCAGCUCCCUGCCCCCCACCACAGCCCACAUUCUCAGUGCCCUGCUGGAAUCCAGGGUGAAUCUGCCUCAGUACCCCCCUACGGCCAUGGACUACAAGUGCCACCUCAAAAAGCAUAAUGAGCGUCAGUUCUUCCUGGAACUGGUCAAGGAUAUCUCCAAUGACCUUGACCUUACCAGCCUGAGCUACAAGAUCCUCAUCUUUGUCUGCCUCAUGGUGGACGCUGACCGCUGCUCUCUCUUCCUGGUGGAAGGGGCAGCUGCUGGCAAGAAGAGCUUGGUCUCCAAAUUCUUUGAUGUGCAUGCAGGAACCCCACUGCUGCCCUGCAGCAGCACAGAGAACUCAAACGAAGUGCAGGUCCCCUGGGGCAAAGGCAUUAUUGGCUAUGUCGGGGAGCAUGGAGAAACGGUCAACAUUCCUGAUGCCUACCAGGAUCGAAGAUUCAAUGAUGAAAUUGAUAAACUAACUGGAUACAAGACAAAAUCACUCUUGUGCAUGCCUAUCCGAAGCAGCGAUGGUGAGAUUAUUGGUGUGGCCCAGGCGAUAAAUAAGAUUCCUGAAGGUGCUCCAUUUACAGAAGAUGAUGAAAAAGUUAUGCAGAUGUAUCUUCCAUUUUGUGGAAUUGCCAUAUCUAAUGCUCAGCUAUUUGCUGCCUCAAGGAAAGAGUAUGAAAGAAGCAGGGCUUUGCUAGAGGUUGUUAAUGACCUAUUUGAAGAACAGACUGACCUGGAGAAAAUUGUCAAGAAAAUAAUGCAUCGGGCCCAAACUCUGUUGAAAUGUGAACGCUGUUCUGUUUUACUCCUGGAGGACAUUGAAUCACCAGUGGUGAAGUUUACCAAAUCCUUUGAACUGAUGUCCCCAAAGUGCAGCGCUGAUGCUGAGAACAGUUUCAAAGAGAGCAUGGAGAAAUCCUCAUAUUCCGACUGGCUUAUAAAUAACAGUGUUGCCGAGCUAGUGGCUUCCACAGGCCUCCCGGUGAACAUCAGCGAUGCCUACCAGGAUCCUCGCUUUGAUGCCGAGGCUGACCAGAUAUCUGGUUUUCACAUAAGAUCUGUUCUCUGUGUCCCUAUUUGGAAUAGCAACCACCAAAUAAUUGGAGUGGCUCAGGUGUUAAAUAGACUUGAUGGGAAAGCUUUUGAUGACGCAGAUCAACGACUUUUUGAGGCUUUUGUCAUCUUCUGUGGCCUUGGCAUCAACAACACAAUUAUGUACGAUCAAGUGAAGAAGUCCUGGGCCAAACAGUCUGUGGCUCUUGAUGUGCUGUCAUACCAUGCAACAUGUUCAAAAGCUGAAGUUGACAAGUUUAAGGCAGCCAACAUCCCUCUGGUGUCAGAACUUGCCAUCGAUGACAUACAUUUUGAUGACUUUUCUCUUGAUGUUGACGCCAUGAUCACAGCUGCCCUGCGGAUGUUCAUGGAGCUGGGGAUGGUACAGAAAUUUAAAAUUGACUAUGAGACACUAUGUAGGUGGCUCUUGACAGUGAGGAAAAAUUAUCGAAUGGUUCUGUACCACAACUGGAGACACGCCUUCAAUGUGUGCCAGCUGAUGUUUGCAAUGUUAACAACCGCAGGGUUUCAAGAGAUUCUGACCGAGGUGGAAAUUUUAGCGGUGAUUGUGGGAUGCCUGUGUCAUGACCUCGACCACAGGGGAACCAACAAUGCCUUCCAAGCUAAGAGCGGCUCUGCCCUGGCCCAACUGUAUGGAACUUCUGCUACCCUGGAGCAUCACCAUUUUAACCAUGCUGUGAUGAUCCUUCAAAGUGAGGGUCACAACAUCUUUGCUAAUUUGUCCUCCAAGGAAUAUAGUGACCUUAUGCAGCUUUUGAAGCAGUCAAUAUUAGCAACAGACCUCACGCUGUACUUUGAGAGGAGAACUGAAUUCUUUGAACUUGUCAGUAAAGGAGAAUAUGAUUGGAACAUCAAAAACCAUCGUGAUAUAUUUCGAUCAAUGUUAAUGACAGCCUGUGACCUUGGAGCCGUGACCAAACCAUGGGAGAUCUCGAGACAGGUGGCUGAACUUGUAACCAGUGAGUUCUUUGAACAAGGAGAUCGGGAGAGAUCAGAACUCAAACUCACUCCUUCAGCUAUCUUUGACCGGAACCGGAAAGAUGAACUGCCUCGGUUACAAUUGGAGUGGAUUGAUAGCAUCUGUAUGCCUUUGUAUCAGGCGUUGGUGAAGGUCAACGUGAAACUGAAGCCCAUGCUGGACUCGGUGGCAGCGAACAGAAGUAAGUGGGAAGAGCUGCACCAGAAAAGGCUGCUGGUGCCGGCCGCCUCACCCUCCUCUGCCAGCCUCGUGGCCGCUGGGGAAGACAGAAACUAACCCUCCAGCUUAGCUGCCGCUGCAAAAUGACUGCAUCCUGAAGGGCCAGCUUCGGGCCAGCCCACGUCAUCCUUUUGUUCCUUUAAGCUCUGGCAGAGUCUCUUGGUUUGCACCGGGAAGCACGCCUGGGCUUCCACCUUUAAGUGUGGUCCGCGGAGGAGAGUGCGACGGGAAGGACAGAGGAGGUGGGGAGGGAGCCCGGCCCGGGGCGCUCAGCUUCCCCUGACGAGCACACGAGCACACGUGGGAGAGGUGCUGGGCAGAGGACCCCGCACCAGAGGACAGCCGGCCCUGCUCAUGCCGAGCCCAGUGGCCGACGGAGCCCAGAGCAGGGAACGCGCCAUUAGCGCUGCUUCACUUUGUAUCCAGCUCUUCUAUUUGUUACAAGCCAAGCAAUGCCUGCCUUUGCAUCCUCUCCUGAGUGCCCUUUUGUGCCACACUGUUCCAAGAAGCCCAGUUUGUAUCCUGUAGAGGUAUUUUAUUUUUAUCCUAAAGCUUCUUAAUGAUGGAUUAGAGCCUUUAGAAUUGCCUACCUAAAAA